Messenger RNA from Saprolegnia diclina VS20, 1808 nucleotides. RefSeq lists its product as hypothetical. The record is from RefSeq and is a predicted model, not a curated record. The transcript has 14 exons. The coding region runs from base 34 to 1722 and encodes 562 amino acids. Lineage: Eukaryota; Oomycota; Saprolegniomycetes; Saprolegniales; Saprolegniaceae.
GCUGGGGGUUUUGAAUCGGUUUUGAACUAGAAAAUGGCGUCGGCCGGCAUCGCUGAUCACAUGCACAUGAUGGCUGAGCUGCAGCGGCUCAAAGCACAAGUCGUCGACGUCGCGACGGUCAACAAGAGCCUUCUAGAAACGACGCGGUCGAUCGAGGCGGAGCUCUCGUCCUUCGCCACGCUUUCGCAGCUGGACGCUGGCCUGAGCCUCAAGGCGUCGACAACCAUGGUACCGACUCAGCUCGACGAGCUCAAGCAGUUUGUUCUCCAAGUGCUCUCGUCCAAGACAGAUCUCUCGCUUCUCGACGUCCUCUUGCCAAAGAAGCUCGACACGAGCGUCUUUGAAGCCUCCCAGCGACAGCACACGAAGGAGUACGCGCGCUUCGAAGACACGGUCCGAACGCUCUUUACAUCGUUCGUCGCCGACGUCCAAAGCCACGUUCAAGAGAUUGCAACUGGCAUCGCCGCGCACGAAGUCACGGUGGCCGGUCACGCACAGCGCGUCGAGGCGACCAAGGACCAUCUCAGCACCCUUGACAUUCGACUUCGGCGCCUUGAGGCUGUAUGCGGCGUGGAUCCCACCGCCGCCCGCAUCAGUCCGAGCGCGACGCUACCUGCAAUGGCCGCGGCCUGUGCGUCCUUGGAAGCAGCCCAAGCGACGCAGAUAGCGCUGGUUUCUGACCUGCGCGAAGCACUCGAGACCACGCAAAGCCAAGUCGGCGCGCUUGAAGCGGUGGCGACAGGAACCAAGCGCGAUAUGUCUCGAAACAUCGCCAACGAGAUCGCGCGGCUGCAAGAAGCCGAUGCCCAUGGUCUGCGUCAACUCGAGAAGAAGAUUAUAACGCUCGUCGAGUCUGUCGAUGCGGUCAAGGAGCUCGCGCAGAGCGCCCAAAACGACGUGCACGCUUUCCAAAAUGCAGCAGCCACGUCCGUCUUGGAUACGUACGACCGGCGCGUCGCAGGCUCGAUUGAAGCGCUGCAUGCAGACAACCAAGGGCUGCGCGACGCAUUCCACAAGCACCACACCACGCUUGCGGCGCAGUCGAGGUCCAUCGAAGACUCGGUGCGUGCGCACGACACGUCCUUGUGCAGCGUUGAGCACCAACUCCGGCAGCUCGCGGCCCACUGCCGCGCCAUCGAGCGAGAACUCGCUGCGCUCAAAGGCCCGUUUAUCACCGAAGUGCGCAACCUCAAGCAGGAAAACUUUGUCAUUCUCGACGAAAUCCGCCGCCAACAGGACAUUUCGCGCGAGCUCGUCCUCGACUACAAGGACGCAGUCGGCGCCUCGGGUCCGACGCGCCCAUCCACGCUGCCGCCGACGCAUGUGCUGCCGACAACGAGCGCCAACAAGGCGCGGGCCAAGACAUCGCGCCCACAAACGUGCGGUCCACCCGUCAACUGCGCCAAGCGCUUUGGUGUUGUGCACUCGGCGCGCGAACCUCGCGAACGCGAACGCGCCCGCACGGCCGGGGCCAAGCCCAGCCCCCGCAGCGAUGGGCCCAUUGUACUGCCCCCGACAAGGACAAAUCAAGCAACACAGUUCCUAGCGUCGAUCGAGAACGUUGACAUCGAGAAGCAACACGCGCAUGCGGAUGGCGACGAGGAUGACGACGAAGACCCGGCGUUUGAGUUUGGCCGCACGAGCCCGCGCGAGAAUGGGUUCCUAGUUCGCGAUUUGCCGCACCGCGUCCCGAGGCGUCCGCAGAGCAGCCACGACUACUAGCUUGCGUCGUCGUUGGAGCAACACAAUAGGCGAGAGCGUUCUCAGCGAGCUUCUUACAAUAUAAUAAUACGGACCUUUUCUCUACA